AUGAGUCCUCUUAGCUCCUUUAUUACUCCUCGAUCUAUAGCUAAUGCGGGUUUCAAUCUAAAGUCGUCGGUUGCGGAUGUUAUCGACGAGAAUGGGCACUGGAAAUGGCCACAAGCUUGGCUUGAUUUGUUUCCGGUCCUAAUAAAUAUUCAAACGCCGCAGCUGAAUGAUAAUGCAUCUGAUCGUCUAGUUUGGAAAGCUUUGGAUGGGAACUUUGGAGAUUUCGAAUCUUCUCAAGUAUGGGAUAUGAUUCGGAAUAGGGAUAAUCAUGCGACUUGGGCUAAUAUGGUUUGGUUCUCUCAAUGUGUUCCUCGACACUCUUUUCAUUUGUGGUUGGUGUUUAGGAAUAAAUUGAAGACGCAGGAUAGGUUGGCGGUUUGGGAAGCAGGAAGUGCAACAAAUCUUAAUCUUAUGUGUUGUCCGUUGUGCCAAUAUGAUCGAGACAGCCGAGACCACUUGUUUUUUCAAUGUGUGUUUGCGGAUCAGGUAUGGAGAAAGGUGAAGAGCAUGGUUAACUUGGAAAGCGUUGAUAAUACAUGGCAGUCCUUAAUGGUUUGGGUUGAUCAGCACUCUAAUUCUAAGAAAGUUGAUGACAUUGUGUGCAAAUUGGUGGUAGCUGCGACUUCUUAUUAUAUUUGGCAAGAGCGGAACAGUCGGCUUUUCAGCUCUAAUCAAUUAACCGUGGUACAAGUUGCGGAGAAGAUCAAGAGUUCAGUUCGGCUAAGACUUAUGGGUUUCAAGUUUCGAUUGGAUUCUGCUAGGAGGAGGAUUUUCAAAACCUGGAAGAUCAAUGAUAGCAACGAUGAUGAAGCUGAUCCGGGCUAG
Molecule: messenger RNA, 825 nt
Organism: Helianthus annuus (common sunflower)
Lineage: Eukaryota; Viridiplantae; Streptophyta; Magnoliopsida; Asterales; Asteraceae
Exons: 1
Coding region: 1-825 (274 amino acids)
Source: RefSeq, a predicted model, not a curated record